CCAGAAAAAAAAAAGAGUUGAUGAAAAAAUAACGUGUGUGUUUAAAUAAAAAAAUCCACUACAGAAAAGGACGCAUUGCCAUGAGCGCCCCCCGUUACGCCCCUCCACCUUGCUUCAGACAUGCUUAUCCCACUGUUACUGCCACUUUCCACAGCAGCUCUGGAGUCCUCUUUCCUGCGUGUCUUUACAGAGUGUGAUCAAAAAUACAGUGACAGCUGCUGCCAAGCGUCACCCAACAGGAAGUGAGGCCGUAAGAGCAUGACGCUGGCCCUCACACGCGUCACUCACCGGGCCUGCACCGCCGGCCUGCUGCCUCUUCUCCAAAUCUAAAAUGCCCAUGGCAGCCGCCAUGACCCGACUAAUGACACGUAGGUGAGAGGAGUUCCGAGCUGCUGCAGAGAGCGCCAAAGAAGGGCCGGGCAAGGGCGCUUGAAGCACGCGGAGGAUCUGGGGAUCCUCGGACCUGUGUCUUUGACGAUAAUACAUUUUUAAAUGUAGACACACCGUGCCGUUCACCCGCUCCUCUUGGGCAUAUUUUGGGAACAGCGAGAAGUGUGGGUCCCUGCGUACACCCUGUGAUGACCACAGUGAGGUCAUCAACACCCUUAUCACCGUGAUUCCCCCCACACCCUUACAGGGCCCGUACCUGGGCCCGCCUGGCAGUCACCGUGGGAUUCCCACAGCGGCCCACACGGGCCGUAGCGGGCAUCAGCGCCUCCCCGGCUAGGAGGCUGCGUCUCCAGGCAGGGCUGCUCAAGCGGAGCCCUGGGUGUGAGUCCCUGCCGUCCCUCACCCUGGGUCCCCUCGUCCGUGGCACACGGGGGCUCUGGGCCCCACCUCUGUUUUUAGCGAGCUUCCAGGCACUUCUGAUACGGUCGCUUGCUCCCGUAGUUGUCCACACCCGGGCCCCACGAGGAGCCAAAGCAAUGUGGAGGACAACAAGGCCGGGAUGGUCACACCCUGGGGCUCACGCCCAUGAGCUGAGAUUUGAGGUCCUGGGCAGCCAGCCCCGCACAGGAGGCCACUGCCGGUGCAUUACUGGGGGACAGCAGCACCGAGCGUCGGGAACUGCCUCACAUCCACCCUAACGUCGCCAGAGCGCUGCAGACAGCUGUGGCUCAAGACUCCAGCUGGAGUCGGGGCACUAUCCUCCUCCUGGGCCGGGGCCUUUUCCCAGCACCUGAGUUGGCACCAGGGUCAAAGUUCAUCACGCGCUUUUUAUUGCUACCGUGCCUGCCUCCAAGAAGAAUGCAGAGCAACAGCAGAAUUUGUCACCUUUAACCAUUCCACGAUAUCACUCCUCCAGGCUCUUAGAGGCAGAAUCCACAGUCCUAACGUCCCUUCCCCCGUCCUCUUAGUGAGGAAGGACUGGAUGCUUAGUUCACCAUGGGUUGUCGAGAACCCAGAUUCUAUUUUUGAGCUUCUCAAGCAGAAUAUUGUAGCCAUGCCACACAGAAUAAAUGUGGAAUUGGCCUAUGUAUCUUCCAGGCCAUGUUCCUAAGAGAAGGGUCACACACAGUUUCUUGUUCUUCCUUCAUCCUUGCUGGCUAGACUAAGAAUGAAUGGCUGGUGCUCUGGCAGCCGUUUUGGACUAUGAAGUAACCUUGAGAAGCCCAACAUGGCAAACAAAACAUUGAGCUCAACGGGGCCUAGUUCCCUGGUCCCAGAAGAGCACUACAGGUUUCCUGACUGACACAGUCUUCCAUCCUGUGCUGGUUUUAGCUGGAGUUCCCCUUAGCCAGCAGUCGUAGCUAACUCUAGUAGCUAUUCUUCUUCCGGCCAGUGUCAGGGAGAAGGAUAGCAAGCCAGGGGUGCUGCUGGGAAUGUAGGGAAACAUCCGGGCGGGGAAAAAGUAGGGGAGGGAGAGACCCACAGGGCUGUUCCCAGGAUUCCCUUUCCUCUGCCACCGUCCCAUGCAGGGAUUGGGCGUCUUUCUCACUUCUUUGUGGUGUCGUGAGGGGCACGGCCACCCUUGCUCCCGACAGUGGGCAGGGAUGGGAGCUUGGGCGUGUCACCGCGCCCUGGAGGACGCCACACGGCUCACGGCUGGCACUGUGGCCAUCUCCGCGUCACCCCUGCCCCUCUAUCCACGGUAUCACUACGGCCCUGCGUGAGCCGAAGUGUCGCUUGGGCGGAAACAUGGGACGUGUCCGCACCCUGGACCGCCCGUUCCUAAAGCCACCGGUGCCGACCUCCACCGCCAGGUCCACCUCGCUGUGCGCGGGCCGGGCCAUCACGCCCAGCCCUCGGCCAGCGCAGGGUCAGAGAGGACAAGGCUUCUCCACACCACGGCCAGACUCAGCCUCUAGGAGGAGACGCUGAAGUACCCUGGACCGGCCCUGAGUGUGAGGUCUCCACAGCGAGGAAGAUGGAACGCUGGAGAAGGACGCGACGGGGUCCCCGGGGUGGGGGGCCUGCCGCGCUCCUGCCCGGGCGGAGGCAAGGUUGUUAAGCGGCGUGUAGCCGAGUGCGAUCUACAGGUUCCACGCAGCCCCGCCAAAAUAGCAAUUCCGCUCCUCCCAGAGCUUGGAAGACAGCCCUAAACUCCCACUGAAGCGCAAAAGACCCGGAAGAGCCUGAGCAGGAAGAGCAGGGUGGGUGCCCUGAAGUCCCCGACGCCCCACAAAGCCACCUGCAGGACGGGGGCAGCGACGAGCGAAGCCAGGCUCUGCGGGGCCAGCGCUCCCCGAGGUGUGGGUCUUUUUCAUGAGACAUGAAAGGGCUUUACUAGGCUUCAGAGGCCUACAGGGCUCUUUCAACUUAAAAGCUACUCUUGAUAAUGGGCUUGCCCGAUGCAGGUUAAUUCCCGAAGCCAGAGGUGGCGGCUCGGAUGGACAGACAGCUUUGGAGGGGCCCCGGAAACCCCCGAGGAAGGAGGAAGCGAGUGCCGCUCUGUGCUGGGGCAGCAGCUAGUGCGUGCGUAGUGCGUGCAGGGCCCGGGGCACGGCGGCUCCUGCUCCCACGGCGAGGACGCCGGCCCAGCCCCGCCCCCGCCCACAGGUGUUUACAGGCGCCACCUGUGUCCUGCGUAGGCGGCAGAGCCCUGGCUCCCACAGAGUUCCUGCGUACACGGGAGAACACCUCAGAGGAGGGGAGGGAAGCUGCAGGCAGCCAGCCUCGAGGGGCUGAGACCCCGGGCGGGCGGGAGGCCCGGCUGACUUCCACGCUCUGCCCGCGGCCUUGCCUAGCAGGACAGGAGGGGCCGAGGCGGGGAUGCAGGGCGUCGGCUCACGGGGGCGUCGUCAACCACCAGGCCUUGCUGCGGGUUCAGACAGGCGUCCAGGGACGAGGAGAAUCCAGGGUGCUGCCCACGCCAGCCCGAGCCCUGGGCACAGUGCAGAGGCGUCCAUCCGGAAGGAAUCAGAAAGCCAAGAUCCUGCCCGCGCGACGCCCAGGAACUGGAGCGGGGUCCUGCCACCCGCUUUGUGUCUGAGAGCCAGAGCAAGUGACAGAGAGGUGGGAAUCUCCCCUCACCCGCAGCCAGCCUGACACCGUUGCUCUGGAGCUGGCCCAGGAGAGAGGCUGUGAAGACGGGGCAGCCACAGACACAAGGCCCAUUGACCGUGCUCGUUCAGACCCAAGCUCCACCCAGAACUUCACCUACAAGCAGGAAGAAAACAGUCAAGGACCCCCAGGGGAAAAAUACUUAACCAAACAAAUAAAGCUAAAUCUUAGAAGCAGCCUGUAUGUCCGCCAACACAUGAAUAGA
Messenger RNA from Chinchilla lanigera (long-tailed chinchilla), 3709 nucleotides. RefSeq lists its product as uncharacterized. The record is from RefSeq and is a predicted model, not a curated record. The transcript has 2 exons. Bases 2831 to 3433 code for a protein of 200 amino acids. Lineage: Eukaryota; Metazoa; Chordata; Mammalia; Rodentia; Chinchillidae.